Molecule: messenger RNA, 483 nt
Organism: Ostertagia ostertagi
Lineage: Eukaryota; Metazoa; Nematoda; Chromadorea; Rhabditida; Trichostrongylidae
Source: the annotation of a GenBank genome assembly
AUGUCGUAUAGCUGCGGUGAAAACACACUAAAGGUCUCAGCAAAACUGUUUGCUGAGAAUCGAGUCCGUCUUGUUGCAGCACUCAAGAAUGUUGCGCCAGGAAGUGUAGUGCUUCUACAAGGAGGAAUCGAAAAGCAUCGUUACAAUACUGACUCAGAAGAUUUACCGUUCAGACAGGAAUCUUACUUCUUUUGGACCUUCGGUGUUCACGAAGACGGUUUCUUUGGAACUGUUGACGUCAGAUCAGGGAAGUCAUGCCUUUUUGCGCCCACGCUCGAUCCCAGCUAUGGAAUUUGGGCCGGCAAGAUUCACGACGAAUCGUUUUUUAAGAAGAAAUACGAAGUUGACGAAGUUCAUUUCUUGGAUGGAAAUACCAUAAGUGACUACCUUCAAAGGAAUCAAGGCCAAAGAAGUUCUGCUAUUGAAAGCGGAAAACUCCGACAGCGGCAAUGUUCUGCAGCCGCCGAAUUUUCCCGGGAAAGA